AUCUCAGCUUCCUGUUCUACAGGAAGUAGUGUUCUUGCUUACAUUUUUGGGGUCCAAGCCAAAAAGUACAGUAACUUAGUUGGUUCUGUAAAAUAAUGGUUGACAGUUGAUAAGAUUAUUUAUUUUUAUAAUAUUUUUAUUUUACGCGUUUCUUCGGCCAUGUCUGCAAGCUGCUGCUAUUUUACCGUGGUGUUUCUGGUCUCGGCUCCUUCGUUCUUGUCGUGUCUGCUAGUUACGGGCGCUCAGGUCGCCUUGGUCGAGGUUCUGAUGAGAGAACGUCCAGAUGUCAGCACCGUUCUACAAGGCGAAGUGCUCGAAGCGAACUGGGAAAGCAGCAGCGUACCCGACAAACACAAUCAACAACAAGAGAAUGAUCUCGAAGGGGACCUCAUAUUAGUGCAGGAUGAGGAGCCGCAGGUGAGCCAGGAUAAAGGUGGGGGUGUCCAAGCCAAAGACCAGGAGCCCUGGAUAGGUGUGGUGCCUGUCAAAGUGGAGGAGAGCAAAGCUUCCACUGCUGGGAACAGCCAGGAAUCCUUUGCUGCUGCCGUUGUCAAUAAAAUGGAUCUGUCCCAAGUCCUCUCUAAGCCAGUCAUUGUGAUCCAGACAUCAGAAAAUGUUACCAAGCUUAUCGGAGCACUCCUCAGGGGCCUUCAUGCUACUGUGAAAAUCACAUACAAGACUAUUCUACAGGACAACUUGGGGGCCACCCUGACGUUGUGGUCCACGUGCGGUCUCUCCAGAGGCGGUCUGUAUGGAGAGUGGCAGGGGGUCAUCUGCACCGGAGAGACCAACUCGCAGGUCCAGAAGUACCUGCAUCAGCUGUGGAACACAGUCCUACUGGUGGCUCUGAUCCUCUGUACAGGGGUCAUAGUUCAGGCUCGAUGGCAGUACCAGGACAACCAACUCAAUGACGACCUGGAGUUACCAAAACAGGACAUCCUGAAGAGACUGUCUUCCCUGAAGACCAGGAUGUACCGGCAGCCCAAACCGUGGUGUGACCCAGCGCAGCUAGAGACAGACAACUGUGCUGUCUGUCUGGAACAGUUCAACAACAACCAGUGUCUUCGCGUGCUGCCCUGCCUCCAUGAGUUCCACAGGGACUGUGUGGAUCCGUGGUUGCUCCUGCAGCACACCUGUCCUCUGUGUAAACGCAGCAUACUCAGUAACCUCUGUAGAGACAGCUAAUGGUAGCCUUGGCCCAACUCCUCACCCCACUGACCAGGGACCAGUUUUUAAAAACUUUUAAUCUGUAUCAGAAUUUCGAUUCUGUAAUCCCCAUUUUUGCUAUCCAGUUUCAGAUCAAUCUGGCUGUUUUUGAGCCAGUUUUCAGAAAAAAAUCAGGAUCAUUCUGAUCCAGAUAACACAAUAUCAAGAUCACAGAAUUUGGAUUUUCAGUGUUUUGAACAGGCCUAAAUCUUGCCAUCUACUGGACAAAUUGUGGUACCACUUCUACACUGUCAUAGGAUAACAGAGAUGAGUGAACUACAUGAAUGGGGGAUCAAGAUAAUCCCAGUUUUUGGCAUCAAAACUAUCCUAAUCAGUAUCUUUUAGAGUUUUGGCAUGAUUUAAAAAAUGACAUGAUUAAAGGUCAGAUUGGAUUACCAAAUCCUUAUCCGGGGGAUCAUAAUCACAUUUUUCAGUUACACUUUUGUAAUAAUUUUGAAUCCUGUCCGAUUCCAGAAUCCGAUCAGAUAACUUCUGAAAAGCUGGGCCCAGAACAUUGGGAUCUUGAAGUCUUGUAGUCUGUCGUGACUUGUUUUCAGUAGCAGUUCCAGACCUCACCUCUUCCUCCUGCACUGGAUUGUGGUCAGGGGAGCUCCUCCCAGCAGCUGGCCUUCUUAUUGGACAAUGUUGACCUCUGACCUUUUGUGGACAGCCAAUCCUGAAGCAGCUUCACUUAUGUGGUACUGUAAAACAAAUGUUACCGUACUGGUGUUGAAACAAACAGUACUUUCGUCCUGGGAUAACAUACUGUACAAUGACGUUACUCUAUUCUCCCACCCACCUCUCUCUCGUUGUAUGUGUGAUAGAGUACUGGUGCCUCAUGGUGAAAGUGUCUAUACAUGUGGAGAAUUCUAGGACAUUCUAAUGUUCUGUGAAUCUGGUGGAAUUCCAUGUAUGUUCUUUACAGAGAAAUGAAUGAAGUCCAAGGCAUUUUAAUGUAAAAAAAAUAAGAUAUAGCUAGGUAUAUUUGCAUGGAUGUUAAAUGCAAUAUGGUACAAAGCAUGGAUAACAGUGUGUUGCUAACUGGCCUCAAAACGCAUCUGGUCAUGUGGGGCCCAUAUUCCACCAUAUCACAGGGUCAGUAUAAUCUCAAAAGUUAAUUUAAAUUUGUGUAGAUGGACUAAUUUCAUCCAGACGAUUAUUGUGUACUCUGAGUCCAAUUUCAAAGUUUGUUAAUUCUGAAUUAAUAUGAAUAAGGGCAGGGAUUAAUUAUGUAGGGGUAACAAUUAAAUUGUUACCCCUACAUUUGUUAAACUCUGUAGAGAGACUGCUCUGUGAGGUAAAUACCAGAUAACCAGAGUAGCUGUACAGAGACAGACACAGCAUGUUACAAACACAGCCGCACUUAAGAGUGUACUACUUGACAGUACUUAUGUUAUAUUAAUCCUUUGUAGUCCUUAAAUUAUUUUAUUAUAAACCAGUGACCUUGUAGAACUGAAACAGACUUGACCGUGUAUAGUAUGGAAAGGUCAAAUGGAGUCAACUUGUAUCAACCACUUUCACUCAACCACAUCCCACAGGCUGUCAUUGUAAAUAAGAAUUGUUCUUAACUGACUUGCCUAGUUAAAUAAAAGGUUAAAUUAAAUGUAAAAAAAUCUAGCAACACCUAGAGUAUUCACAUCAGCUAAUCACUAGAGAAAUAUAGCUGCAGUUUCCAUCUUUCACCAUCCUAUGGUAUUAUGUUGCCACUAGAACAUUUUAAAGUCAACACCCAGUUCCCACAGAAAUACUCCAUUGGAAAAGCUCUAACCACAGUAUUAAAUGUAUUUAUUAUUUUGUUUGUUUUGAAAGAGAACUUCAAAAAGCUAAUUGUAUUUUUUUUUGUACAAAAAUGCUCUUAUAGAUCUUUCUAUAGGAUUCUCUUGUUAUAAAGUAGUUGUGCAUGGAGAGUCAGAAGCCUCUAGAAGCUGUUCGAUGUCUGUCUGAGGGACAUUUGGCCUCUUAGGCUGCACUUCUAAACACACACACACACACACACACACACACACACACACACACACACACACACACACACACACACACACACACACACACACGACUGUUGUUAUAGCAGCUCACUUUUUGGGUUGAGGCUGAACCAUGGUGAGUGGGGGGAUUGGCUGGGUGAGGAGAUAUUAACUACCACAGACACUCACUUCUUUCAGACAUUGCACACACACGCUGCCACCCCUGGUCCUGGCCUGCCUGUCAUUUUGAUGUCUAGUCCUGUAUUUAACUGACAUUCAUUGUUCUUCUAGAUCCAGCAGACAGUGGUUUCAGUCUGACAGUCAGGCCGGUCGCACUGGUUCUCUCGUCCUAUUGGAGUCUCCUCGCUCUCAUUUUACUCAUAUGUUCCUUGUUCAUUUGAUGACCAUGUCAAAGCUAAUGAUUCCAUCACUUCAAAUCUUAAUAAAUGGAUUUGUUACAUGGCAAAAAUAAAUCUUGUCAUUCAGUCAGCACUUUGGUUUAACUGAAUCAAUCUACAAUAUUGGACUAAACAACUGAAACUAAACCAUUCAAAUGUGUCUCUAAACAUUCCACCAACAGGCCACUUGGCAACCAAAGUUCUGUUCUGUUAUGGAACUAAUCAUUGGUGUCCCUUUGCAAUAGAAAAUGGAAAACUAGAAUGUCUUUGCUAAAAGAGAACAGAACAAGGCCUAUAAAAAUGGCCUGGUCAGUGAAUCCCGGUAGAAAGAAUCUGACUGAUGAGGACUCUGGGAGGGGACAUCAAUCAGGGCUCAUGACCUUUGAGCCCAGAUUAUCUUUCUCUCUCCUUCCUUUCCACGUCGUCCCGUCUUGUACGCACCGUCCGCUAGGUCAGUUGGUCUCCAUGGCAACACCUAUCAGGAGGGGAUCAUUCCUUUGUUCCUCUUGCGGUCGGACAUAGCCCUGCGGUUGUGGUUGGCUCCCCUGCUUUUGUGGGCCUCCUUCUUGCGUCGGUCCAGAAGGGUCUCUGUUGACUGGCCCUGGCCUUUAGGUUUACCCACCACGUCUCUCUCUCUGGCAGGCUCCGGACGGUACCUAGGAGGAGGAGAGAGGGAUUCAAAUGGGAAAUGCACACAUUUCUCAUAAGCUAACCUCAAUUUAGAAUGUCUUACAUUGUAAGACAUGUAGCAGAACUUAGUGUGUGUGUCUCCGUACCCCUUCCUGUGUUGCAUGGUAGCUCUCCUGGCCUC
Messenger RNA from Oncorhynchus gorbuscha (pink salmon), 4379 nucleotides. RefSeq names its product ring finger protein 215 (gene rnf215). Gene Ontology annotation, biological process: negative regulation of canonical Wnt signaling pathway; Wnt receptor catabolic process; ubiquitin-dependent protein catabolic process. Lineage: Eukaryota; Metazoa; Chordata; Actinopteri; Salmoniformes; Salmonidae. Gene Ontology annotation, molecular function: ubiquitin protein ligase activity; frizzled binding. Bases 160 to 1185 code for a protein of 341 amino acids. The transcript is spliced from 9 exons. The record is from RefSeq and is a predicted model, not a curated record.